UCUUGAGAAUGGUAGACGUUGCAACUAUUUUGUAGUGUGUAAAACCCACUCUCAAUCUCCAUAUACUCACAAAGUUGCAACAUGGAUGUGGAAGAAUCAAGAACCCAAGGUCAAAAAAAGCAAAACAACGUUCUUCCUCUGUGGGGAAACGAAAAAACCAUGAAUCUAAACAGCAUGAUUCUAACAAAUGUGCUGUCGUCGCCGUACUUCAAGAACGAACUUUUCCAGCUGAAAACCUAUCACGAGGUGGUUGAUGAAAUUUACUACAAGGUGGAUCACCUUGAACCAUGGGAGAAAGGCAGCAGAAAAACAUCUGGACAAGUUGGGAUGUGUGGAGGGGUUCGAGGAGUUGGUGCUGGUGGGAUUGUAUCAACCUCAUUCUGUCUUCUCUAUAAGUUAUUCACUUUAAAACUAACUCGCAAACAGCUUAAUGGCUUGAUAACACAUGUUGACUCUCCUUACAUCAGAGCAUUGGGUUUCAUGUUUAUCAGAUACUGCCAACCUCCUGCAAAGCUAUGGGAAUGGAUGGAACCAUACCUAGAGGAUGAAGAGGAGAUUGACCCUAAAGCUGGCGGAGGCUGCACCAUGACUGUUGGACAGAUGGUCAGAAGUUUCUUGCUGAAGUUGGAAUGGUACGGAACCUUGUUUCCUCGCAUUCCUGUUCCCGUUCAAAAGGAUAUCGAGAUAAAACUGCGGGGGAAGGGACUGUGUGAUGACCACAAGCGUACUGCGCAAGACGGCUGGGGCGAGGCGGAGGAGUUUGCUAGGCGCGCCCGCGGAGAAAGCCCCUCAAGGAGUCGACAAGAUGAAGAGGAAGAUCGUCAACGAAAACCACGUCGAAGCCGAAGCCGAAGUCGCGAUCGUGAUCGUGAUCGUGAGCGGGACAAAAGACGAAGUCGAAGUCGCGAUCGUGAUCGUCACAGCUCCCGAAGACAAAGUAAGGAACGCCGAAGUCACGAACGAAGACAGGAUGAAAGCAGGGAUCGUGAUAGAAAAAAGAGGCGAAGUCGGAGUCGGAGCCCGAACAGACGAAGUAGAGACGACGACAGAAAAAGAAGAAGUCGUAGUCGGGAUAGAAACCGAGAGAAGAGACGAAGUGCUGAUCGAGAAGAAUCGCGGGGAAAAAGCAGUAAGGAAGAGAAAAGAAGCCGAGAAAGGUCGCGCAGCAGAUGAAACAUUUUUAACCUGUUGAUCAAAAUAACUCAUAUGCUCCAAGCUUGCGCCAUAUAGUUUCAAAUGUACAAACCAUGGAAUACCUAAUGCAUGUUUUUAUACUUAUAUAGUGAAUGUGAGUAAUUUGCUCCAGUGUUGCGCGCAUGUUGAUCAAACAUUUUUUUUUUCUUCGACGAACAUCCUAUGUCUUGUAGGGCAUGGCUAUUUUAAAGACAUCUCAAAAGGCUUGUAGCUGGCUCUUUACUGCUAGCUUACUUUAAAUUAACAGAGCCAAGCAGCAGUCGCAUACACUUUUCAUGGAAACUUUGAUAUUUUCAGUGCCUUUUCUGCGUUUCAGUAUAAAGGAAACCGACUCUUUACCCUAGUAAGUAAUAAUGGAAGACUUCUAUAGUAGAAAAAUAUCGUUUUCUUUUAACUACGUGUACUCGUAUUACUCUUUAACUUCGUAAACGGCCGUUACAUGUCUUCCGUAUAUAUUCUUGGUUGAACUGUGGAUGGUUUCCAACCUAGUCAGUUCCAGGAAUGUUUUAAAAGCAGUUGCUUCUUCCAAUAUCAGUUCAUUUUCAACUGUAAAGGUGAUUAGAAGAAAGAUGAGUAUAUUUUAGCGGGAUAUUGCUACUAAGGGCUAAAAUUCCAAAAAAAAUGUUUGGCAGACAGUUUAUAGAAUCUUAUUCUUAUCUUGGAAGUGAUGGAGGUAGUUACUGUCGUAUUAAACUGCGUUGAAAUGAAAUUAAUUCUUCCUUUCAUAGCGAACUACCCCUUAACUGUUUUCAGUAGUCCGAAUUUUAGACUACUCGCCUGUGGUGGAGUCUAGUGCCUCUUACUUUUGAUGUUUUUAGGAACGUUUUUACAGAAACAUUAUGUCAGUGGUGUCUAAUUGUGUGCACGACUUUGUUCAGUAAUAUCUGAUUAUGGCGAGAUAUACUUAAUCUGUUAUUUGUUCUUGUUUUUCUUUCUAUCUUUCUUUUCUUUUUUUUCUUUUUUU
This is a messenger RNA of Stylophora pistillata, 2158 nucleotides long. RefSeq names its product pre-mRNA-splicing factor 38B. The record is from RefSeq and is a predicted model, not a curated record. Lineage: Eukaryota; Metazoa; Cnidaria; Anthozoa; Scleractinia; Pocilloporidae.